AUGGUUUAUUGUGCGUGGUAUUUAGAGAACAGAGAUAUGUGCAGAUCCAUUCAACACAGCAUUGCUGAAAUAGAAGACGAGAACGAAAUGUACAUUGAAUCAGUGCAGGAGGCUGUCUUUGACAUAGUCACAGGCCCCACUGUGGUAAACAGUUUGGAAGUGUCAGUAAAAAUAGACGGGGAUGGAAAAACAUCCGCAGAAAGUAGCAGCACAUCUUCUACACCUCCUGGAAAUGAUGCUGAUCUGGCUUUUUCCUCUUUUCCUGAUAUAAGAUCUAAAGACAUGGAGAGAGAAGAGUUCAUAUUCAAGCUGCCUACGGGAAUAUACCAUGCAGUGUUCAUACAAGAGAUGAAAAAAGAAGAAAGCAGGGGGUGCAUACAAAAGAGCAUAAUAGUGCGCAGUAAUAAGUAUGUAUACGCCCUGCCAAGUGUGCUCUCUGCACAUUUAAAGAGCUCAGAUGAGUAUUCGGCAGACAAUGUGCUGUCUCUUUUGGCGAGUAGAUCGGUUGAGAUACCAAGAAAAAAUGAUGAGAUACGAAAAAUAUUGCUAGGACAAAUUCCAGAGAGCAUCCAGGCUCUGAUGGAGAAAAACAAAAACACAAUCCUGGAGAACCUGCUGCGAUGCAGAUCCUUUCUGAUUGUGGGGGAGAGGCCAAGCGAAGUAUCUGCUGUUGUGUGCUAUCUCUCUGUAUUCUGCGGGGUGGUAUACGGCGGAGAUGUGCUUCCGUACAGAUCAUCGUUUGUCCAAGGAGCACUCAAAGAUAGAAUUCUGAUGGGCGUGACAAAUGAGCACACACACAGAAUGAAGGGCUUUGACAAUGUACUUAAUUUAAAAGAGGGGAAGUAUUCGUACAGAGAAAAAGAGUGCGUUGACGACUUAGAAAAUCUUUUUAGGAAUAUGGAAGAAUACUUUGUGCAGAAUCCUGCAGGUUUUAGAGUAGAACAGUGGCUGUGCAGAAUGACAGAUGCGGGAGCCAGCAUGCGCGCCAGAAGGACAUUCAGAGAAUUCUUCAAUAGCCCAAGCUUUCCUGCAUGGCUGCACUCUCGUGGCUACAAAAUAGAAGAAAAGGAUGGCUAA
Molecule: messenger RNA, 1077 nt
Organism: Nematocida minor
Lineage: Eukaryota; Fungi; Microsporidia
Exons: 1
Coding region: 1-1077 (358 amino acids)
Source: RefSeq, a predicted model, not a curated record